Molecule: messenger RNA, 3361 nt
Organism: Siniperca chuatsi (mandarin fish)
Lineage: Eukaryota; Metazoa; Chordata; Actinopteri; Centrarchiformes; Sinipercidae
Gene: alkbh3
Product: alkB homolog 3, alpha-ketoglutarate dependent dioxygenase
Exons: 11
Coding region: 216-1157 (313 amino acids)
Biological process (GO): DNA alkylation repair; DNA repair
Cellular component (GO): nucleus
Molecular function (GO): dioxygenase activity
Source: RefSeq, a predicted model, not a curated record
GCAUGCUACUGCCCUCACAACGCACAGAAAGAUUAGAGGCGGAGAGAGCCAAAGAACGGGGCGGAACCUUUUUUCACGUCUCAGUUCCAGGAAGGAUUUAUUUUUUUGUAACACACUUGCUAUGGCUGUCAAAGCACAGACGUCCUAGUUUAUGUAGAGUUGACUUCUUUCUACUAGCUGUGGUGUUGCAUUAAUGCAGCAGUUUUGCAGAUGUGAUGUCAGAUAAGCGCCAGCGUGCCAGAGUCCAGGGCUCCUGGGCCAAACAACUGCCAAAACACUCAGGACCAACAGGUACAGUCCCAAACAACCAACAACCCAAAAGUGUCAACCCAGCCCUUGCUUCUUGGGGAUUUGGGCCACAGAAAACACCUAAGACAUUUGAGUUUCACCAGCCCACCAAGCCAAUUAGAGAUGUUCCACCAGAGAAGGUGAUAGAACAGGCAGGUGAUCAUGAGAUCAGCCAUGGACCAUCAGGAGUGUCCAGACUGCAGCUGCUGCCUGCGUUUCUUCACCCAGAAAACGCGGACUGGAUGUUCAGUAAGCUGUUAGCAGAGCUUCCUUGGUCCCAGAAGACCAACUACAGACAGGAAACAGAGAUACACCAAGACCAACAGAGGAAGACAGACAGAGAGAAGUUGGAUUUAGAUGUUUACGGUGAGGCAUACGAGGAGCCCAGGCUGACUUGCUGGUAUGGAGAGUUACCUUAUACAUAUGCUCGCUCCACAAUGGCUGCUAACACGCAGUGGCAUCCAUUGCUGUUAACCCUUCGUGAGACAGUGGAGCAGGUGAGCGGAUGCAGCUUCAACUCACUGCUGUGUAACCUAUAUCGGGACGGCCAUGACAGCAUUGGCUGGCACAGUGACGAUGAGGCCUCCUUGGGUGACAAGCCCACCAUUGCCUCCCUCAGUCUGGGUGACACCAGAGUGUUCAGCCUCCGCAAGCAGCCUCCACCGGAGGAGAAUGGUGACUACACUUAUGUGGAGCGGAUUCGGGUUCCUCUGCAUCACGGGACACUUCUGCUGAUGGCAGGAGCCACACAAGAUGAUUGGCAGCAUCAAGUGGCUAAAGAGUACCAUGACCGAGGCCCACGCAUCAACUUGACCUUCAGAACUAUUUAUGCAGAGCCAGAGGGCCACAUGGCGGGGACCAAGCUAUGAUUCACAGCCAAGCAACCGUAAAUGCCCCUCAGAGGCAGGUACUUAAGGCUGAGGAAACUGUGAGUGUGUGAACAAGACUUAAGCUAAUGAAUGAUGGAGAGAUUUUGCCAAACAAGGCUAAGUAGUGUGUGAACGUCAUUGUCCUUCUCAGUGAGCUUUUUCUCAGUAAGCAAUUUCAGCUGUUUGAAACAAGUCUUGCAAAAACAUCACUGAGUUACAGGCCACAGUAUGAAUAACAGCUCUCUCCAACUUAAACAGGGAGAUUUGCAGCUCUGCCUGAAUUCGCCUGUUGCAUAAACAAACCAUAAUAACACUGCAGUCCUGACCAGUGGUGAUUAUCAGAUAUCAGUGUUUUCAGAGAAGCUAAGCAGAAGAAUGUUUGAUAAUGAAGACUUGAUAAAAUGACAGCUCUACAUAUUACUUUGACUUUAUUUAUUUAUUCAGCACAAACAGUUGUUUAUGUUCAUUUCAGACAAUAAUUUAAUAAAAUCUUUGGUUAGUACACCAAACUCAAAAUCAUUUUGACCCAAAUGACAUGUCAUGAAAUGUGUCUUUAUGAAAGACAGUGUCCCGUGUUCACUGCGCAGCAAGUCACUGUCGAUGUGACUUAUGGUGAAAUGCCCUAAAAUGUAAAUUAUUUUCUGCCUUGUUAAUCUUGGGGAGCUUUUUGGAGAGAACAUUGCUAUUGCUAUAAAAAGGGAAGGAACAAGUAAAUUGGCCACUUAGGCCAAUUACAGCUCCAUCAGGAUUGGAAUUAUUUAAUUUCAAGUUCAACAAGGUUUCACUGACCAGUCCAUCAAAGAGGUAGUUCAUGUUUUUCAAAACCUCUAUCUCAUGAACCAGAAUCGUUAAAGUCCAUUUAAGACAUGCUUACACAAGUGUUUUGAGACAGCAUAUGCAUAGUUUAACAAAAGAAGUCAAUAUAGUUGCAUUUUCAACUGAAUAAUGAUGUAUACUGUGUAUGAAAUGUAUACUUGUACAGUACUGUAUGAGCAACAGCUAACCAAGGAAAAAUGUUUUGAGUGAUGUGUGAUUGUCUACACUAAACUUUGUUGUUGAUCAGUUGUGAAACAUCUUUUUGUUUUAUUUGAAAUGACUGAAGGUACAUUUAGUAAAUAUUGAAUGGUAAAUCAGAUUGUUAGAAACCUGAACUAUCCCUUUAUACCUUGUAUGUUGUACUUUUGGAUACCAAUCAGUCCUGUAUAUUGUUCAUUGAUGUCACUGACAUUAGAGCUAGCUGCUGUUCAAUAUGAAUACUAGUUCUAACAUUUUCAUUAGAACCUUUCUUUGGCAAAUGAAUAAAUGGAGAAAACUAUUUCAUUGUUUCUAGAAAAUAUCCCCUUUUAGACACAGAAUCUGUUACAUUGCUGGAUUUAUCUUUCUCUUGAAAUUGUAGCUAACUUGGUCUAGAAUUCUGUUUGGUUUUUUUUAUCUAACAGUUGAAGCAUCUACAUUUACAAAAGACAUCACACAAUGCAAAUUAAAUCAAGAAGGCCAUGCAUACCAUACUACAGACACAUCAAAGAAAGCUCACCUGGUAGAGCAAGUACCAUGUAUCAAGCCUGAGUCCUUCCGGGUUUGAGUCCGACCCGGGCCCUUUGUUGCAUGUCAUCCCCUCUCUCUCCCCUGCCUUUCCUGUCUCUCUCUACUGUCUCUAUCAAAUAAAGUCAAAAAAAUCAUCAUCAACAAAAAACAAAUUCACAUGGCUAUGGUUUGCUAUAGCGACAUGUUAACUCAGUGGUAAAGGUACAGAAGAAUCCCACAGCCAUAAAGAAAUAAACAUGAUAAGCUAAAGAAACAGAAGGGAAGUGUUCAGCAGUUAAGUGUUCACGGCAAAGUCACCAACACAAUUAAAACCUAAAGCGUGCUAAUUCCUGUAGAUAUAAGGUCUCUACACAUGCCUCCCGGUUCCAUGUUGAUUUUGUUCAAACAUGACAUUAGUGUAACAGAGAGGACAACUAUACUCACACUAUUGGCAUUUUGGCAGAUUACCAGAGCAUCUUUUUAUGGAAAAACGACUUCCUAUUCCAACAUGACAUUGACAUCUAAAAUUGCAUGAAUUGAGGAGUGUAUGUCUUAGGGGGGAAUACACACUACUCUGACUGCCCACAUGAUGCGACUUUCUGUUUAUUUUGUAACACUAAAGAGAUGCAAGAGGUGUUCUUGAUUGCUGUGGUUCUGAAAUAAACAAUUACUUCUCUGAA